UGUUUUGUUGUUGAUGCUUGUUGGUGAUUUCAAUUUUGAGAAUAGCAUAACCUAAAUCUGUCAAAAUCUAAACAAUUUUUAAAUUAUUUUUAUUCAUCUUAUUUCAAGAUGAUCUAGCAAUAAAAAUAUUACUUUUUAUUCUAGGAUUAGGUCAAUAGAAACAAUUUACCACUGACACUCCAAACUCUGAAAAUUGUGCAAAUUCAAUCUAUCUUUCCAUCUGAAGAUAAAAGCAGAUUAAAACUCACUAAAAUAUUCAAAUUGGCAGAUAUUUUAUUGAAUCCAGUUGUGAGAAGAAUCUUUGAUAUGCCUCCAAUAGAAGGAGGUGUUGAAGCAGCACGCGAGAAUUACAUCCUCUUCAAUCAGUCUAAGAAUGAGCUUUUUAAAUUAAAUGAUGCUUUCAAGAUUCUUCAGAGAAAACUGAAAUCAAGUUGGAAAAUAGUAAUAAAUAAUGAUGAGGUAACAAAUGAGGUCCUUUACGGGGUGUCGAUACUCAUCUUGGCUGGCCCAAGAGAAAAGUUCACAGAGAAUGAGUUUAAUGUGAUGAAAAAGUAUCUAGAGACAGGAGGUAGUAUAUUUGUGAUGUUGGCAGAAGGAGGAGAAAAAAAAUUUGAGACAAACAUCAAUUUCCUUCUGGAGGAAUACGGGAUCAUGAUAAAUAGUGAUUGUGUUGUACGGACUCAUUACUACAAGUACUUCCAUCCCAAGGAGUGCCUGAUAGUGGACGGAAUCAUAAACAAGAGUAUGCUGGCUCUAGCCAAUGGUGAAAGCAGCAAAGAAGAGCAACCGAUCACUUUCCUGUAUCCUUAUGGAGCGACUCUGAACGUCGCCGCCCCAGCGGUUGCAGUGUUAUCAUCUGGAAAUGCUGUUUUUCCAUUAAAUCGGCCACUACUUGCUUUCGUCACUCAAACUUCACCAAAGAAUAGUGCUGAAGUGAUAAAUGGAAAAUUGGCAGUAUUAGGCUCUGCACAUGUUCUGACAGAUAAAUAUGUUGAGAAGGAGGAAAACGACAAGAUACGAUCAAUUAUUUUUGGGUUCCUCACGAACCCUGCAGCUGCUAUUAAUGGAACUGAUACAGAGGAACUUGAGAUAGUCGAUUAUACAAUGGUGCCAGAUGUGGGUCUAUUAUCAGAGCGUCCUAGAGGCUAUCUGCAGGAAUCGUUUGAAGACAUUCCUCUCGACUACACACAACUUUUCGAUCAAAAGCUGUACUCUGUGAACAUGGACAAGGUCCCUGUUCUGUUGGAUGCAUUCAAAACGCUCAACGUUAAGCACGAGCCUCUGAGACUCAUACCACCUCAGUUUGAGUCACCAUUGCCACCUCUUCAAGCAGCCGUAUUUCCUCCAGCUUUCAAGGACCUGCCCCAUCCAGCUCUGGAGCUGUUUGAUUUGGAGGAUGCAUUCAGUUCAGAACGAGCAAGAUUAUCACAGCUUGCAAAUAAAUGCUUAUCAAGCAACCAAAGGGGCAUUCGAAAGACUGGUACAUCAUCCGAUGAUGAAAUAAAUGAUAUAAAAUACUUCAUCAAAGAGGCAGGCCGCAUUUUAGGAGUUGGGUCAGCCCAGGAUGAUGCGGCCAAGGUUUUGCAUUCUGUGGCGCUGCACAUUGCUGAAUUUAAAAAAGAAAUGAGUGUGGCUCAGCAUUAACCUUGUUACCUGUCAAUGGAUUCAUGUUUGAAUAUUAUCCUAAAAUGUUUCAUUAAUUCCGUUCUUUCAACCUACUGACAUUCUGAGAAACUUAUUGAAUAUUUUGAAAAUCAUUUUGACGCGACUAUAUGUCGUCAAUCGCACGCACUGCAGCUACAUUUGUCGCCUGGCAACAAGUAAUCAACCUCUAGCUGUAUAAUGUACAAGAGGACUGUCGUUGUUAAGUGUACUACAAUUUAUGUUCACUAAUAAUAUUAAUGGUAACAAUUUUUUCAUUCAGCAUUAUUACAAAAGGUAUAGAAUAAGGAAAGUGAGAAUGUAGUAAUUCUUGAAUAGAAUAAAAGUUGCAGAUUAUUUGCCAGUGCAAAAGAAUAAAAAGAGUCUGGUUAUAAGUUUCUAGUUAAAAUCUGUAACCAUAAAUAAUAAAUACGUAGAAUGGAAUAUCAUUUCUCCACUUCACAAAUACACUUCACGUUUAACGCUUUUAUGUUCAUUGUCACGAGCUGGAUGGUAACAAAAAUGAUAGGAUGUUGCACUAUGCAACAUCUAUUUAUAAAUACCAUUUCAAUCCACCCUGCUGCUGAAUAUGAACGUUUCAUAUUUUUCUAAUGUUAUUUCUCAACUGUAAUUUUUAUGCCUUGAUAAUAACUUUAUUCAAGUGAAUGGACAAUAAGAUUAUAUUGACUUGUGCAUUGCUGCUCGGCAACAAAUGUAUCCGCAUGUGAGCGAGAUAGUUUAAAAGCAAUUGCUAUGUCGUCUUGUCAAAACGAUUGGCUGGCAGUAUGUGCAGUAUAUUACGUAAUUUGUAUGUAUUGAUAUUUAAAAAAAAACAACUUAUUCUUGAAUUGAAGCACCCGUUGCUAAUAUACUCUUAUGUUAUAUUCAGCACAGAAUGAAUAAUUUAAUUACAAAUAAGAUGUACUAUAUUUAAUCAAAUAAAUGUUAAACAUGAUUUAAAACAGAA
Molecule: messenger RNA, 2608 nt
Organism: Nilaparvata lugens (brown planthopper)
Lineage: Eukaryota; Metazoa; Arthropoda; Insecta; Hemiptera; Delphacidae
Gene: IFT52
Product: intraflagellar transport protein 52 homolog
Exons: 8
Coding region: 307-1644 (445 amino acids)
Biological process (GO): intraciliary transport; cilium assembly
Cellular component (GO): cilium; intraciliary transport particle B; centriole
Source: RefSeq, a predicted model, not a curated record